UUGUUCCUUACCAAGUUUGGUACCAAAGCCACCUAAACGCGCAUCAGUCAGGAGGCUGAUAAACAGCUUCAGCAAAGGGGUUGAUGGUAGACCAGGGCAGAGCCUUGCUAAUAUUCCUCCUCAUAUCAGGAGGCCGAGGAAGAGUGGGGUUGUUUUGUCAUCUGACACAGGGAAUGGUAAUGAGGGAGGUUCAGUCAUCAGUGGAAACAAUAACAACAAUGGCUGGCCUGAAGGCAGGGAUGACCUGGAUGUAGAUAGCCUACCACCUCCACCCCCAGAAGUUCUGAUGGACAAUUCCUUCCAGAGUACUGAAGGUGCACCAGGUAACGGGGCAAGGAAACAGGAAGACUCAGUCAGAAGUCUCCCAAUGAUAAAUCAAAGCACUGGAGUUUCCCAGCGCCUAAAGGCAUUCAUACAGAAUGUGGCAGUGCUGCCGAACCGCGCCAGUGUGGGGCCGACCCGUCCCGUCAGGCAAGAUGCUCAUAUGGGGGCUCAAGAGGCAGAACAGCAACAAGAAACUGAUCUGGAUCCAGAACUUGAGAAGGUUAAUGCUCUGUAUCAACAGGCGCGCAAGAUCAUUCACCUGCGCAAUGCAUCAGAAACUCCCGACAAGAGGAGUUUGGCAGAACAAAGAGGCCCUUCACCACCACAAGCCAGAAUGGGACAGAAAUAUGACAGCAGUGAGUUCUACGAUGGUGAAAUGGCCUCUUCUAGCUUACCUGUGACAGCACCACCUGUUUCUAGAGUGCGUCUUCCGCCAUCUGGUCCCUCAGUGUGCCAGAGGUAUCCCACCCCUCCUGUAAACAGACCUCAGUCAGCCUCCAGGUCCUCAUCCCGCCCAGGCUCUCCUAGAAAAGUGACUCGUGCCACAGAUAAAAACCCUGAGAAUAUCAUCCCAUCUGUUUCUUUCCGCGAUGCCCGUUCAGUCUUCUGCUCGAAAGAGUCCCCUGGUAGUUCUGUACUUCCCAGACCAUGGGGAGAGGGCUCUCGAGGCAGGCUUACCACAAAAGGAAUGGACAACUCCACCCGUCGAACCCAAUCAGAGCAGAGGCCUGGUUUGACUUCCCAUUCAGAUGGAAGUUCAGCCUCCCGCCUGACCAAGGAGGAGUGAGCCCAUGGCCACAAAAUGAUGGUCAGGAGGCCCUCUGAUGACAGGAGACAGACGCCAGUUGGACACAGAUCUACCUGUGACUACAGCCGAGGGCCCGGCUGCCAUUGGUCAGAGCGCCUGUAGUGAACUACAGGGCGGGAAGGAAAUGGUGAAAGGGAUUACAGAUUAGCAGGACGGGAGUUUUAAUCCCUGUCCUUUUCUUCUCUCCUCUGAUUGAUGAGGUCUGUUCCAAAUGUGGGUUUAAGAUGCACUUAUAUUAUCAAUCAAAGGGUUUUUAAGGUGAUGAACAUUUUCAUGACUUCUUAAAUCAUUGUCAGAAUUUAUAAGUAUCACUUUUAGAAGGAAGAACUUUAUCAAGUGUUUUUGUCUUAAUCUACGUUUGAUGCAAAAGAAAAAAAUACAUUCAAAGAUUUUAUUAUUACAGACAUUGUCACCUAAAUCCCUUUAAAAUGUUCCUUCAGAUUAAUGUAUAAACAUCAGAGCUUGGAGAAAAUGUGGGAUUAUGGUGUCCUUGUGUUUGCUGUAACAGUUCUGAACUAUCAUAUGUAGCAUGAGUGUUUUUAUAUGUACUCAAAGACAGUUCUGAUGGCUCAAACUAGCUUUCUUUUUGUGUUGACAUUGUUUUCUACCUCGACUGUGCACCAAUGAAAGAGAAGUCUUCAAUAAAAAAACAGCUAUAAUCUG
Molecule: messenger RNA, 1795 nt
Organism: Notolabrus celidotus (New Zealand spotty)
Lineage: Eukaryota; Metazoa; Chordata; Actinopteri; Labriformes; Labridae
Product: translation initiation factor IF-2-like
Exons: 2
Coding region: 287-1111 (274 amino acids)
Source: RefSeq, a predicted model, not a curated record